Lutra lutra (Eurasian river otter) is the source of this 1438-nucleotide messenger RNA. Its product is annotated as protein pygopus-like. Bases 1 to 507 code for a protein of 168 amino acids. The transcript is spliced from 2 exons. Lineage: Eukaryota; Metazoa; Chordata; Mammalia; Carnivora; Mustelidae. The record is from RefSeq and is a predicted model, not a curated record.
AUGAGGACGGCCGCCGCCGCCGCCGCCGCCGCCGCCGCCGCCGCCGCCGCCGCCGCAGGAGCGCGCUCCCCGCCCCUUCCCGCCCGCCCUCCCCUCCCGGCCCGCCCCGCCCCGCCCCCGCCCGGCGCAGGUCCCGGAGGAGAGUGGCGCGCUGCCGGAGGACGCCGCGGCAGCUGCUCCCUGCGCCGCCGGGUGUCCGCCGCGCCCCGAGUCCCCGGCGGGAGCGAGCGCGGAGGAGCCGGGAGCUCCCUCUCUCCCCACCUUCUCUGGCCGCUCCGCCCCCCCUGGGGGGAGGGUGUCAGCUACCGAGUAAAAAUAACCGCGAGUGAGCACUGGGUGUCUCCCUCCCUGCCCGCAACCGGGCCUGGAGCCCUCGGGCAGCCACCCUGCACGUCCCUGCGCGGGGCCCCGCUGCGGACAGGCGAGCGGGUCGGCCGGCGCCUGGGAGAUGCGCGCCCACCGCGGCGUACACGUCCGCGGGGGAGCCGGCGGGCCAGCGGCGGGUGAGAAGGACGCGCCGGCAGGGGCGCGGGGGCCUAGCCGCACCUGCAGUCCUGCCGGUUCGCAGAAGUCGGUGGCGGGGGAACGGGGAGAGCAAGAGGCGCAGCCCUCGGUCCCAGCGCCAGGCAGGGUUCAGGCACCCGAUCCUAAUGUGAGAAAAAAAGAAAAACCACCCUUAAAAGACUUUUUCUUUCAGCCAAGCUAUUUGUGAUCCAGUCUUUUGAUUCAUUCAACCCAUAUUUACUGUGUGACUAUGUAUCAGGCACUGGGGUUGGCGCUGGGGACCCAGAGAUGAAAAAAGAAAGAAAAAUAGAAAACGCCGAAGUCCGUGCCCUCCAGAUAGCUACCUUCGAGAGAGGGUGGCAGGAGCUGAGGUAGGCAGACAAAUAGACGUGUAAAACGAAAGAAGGUGAUUGUGGGGAGUCCUGUAAAGAGAAAAGAGAAGAAAUCCACCAGACUGGCUGCUGCACCAAUCCCCUGAGGACGACAGCUCUGCCUGGGGGCCGUCCUUGGGUUCUCCGAGGUUCCCAGUCUCCUCUAGUCCCAGCCUGUUACCCCAGGCCAGGUGGUGGUAAAGGCCUCCCCAUCUUAUCGUGGUUUCCCUACCCUCCCCACUUCCUCCCAAAGGUGUCCUAAUAAACUCUCAGCCACUCUCCUUGAGCACGCCUUCUGUUUUGCUCCGGAACCCAAUUUGGUGAGCCUGGAAGGUUUUUCUGACAAAGCUGGGUGACAAGAUGACGUGAAUGAGAGAGACGUUAACCACGCAGCCAUCUGGGGAACUAUUUCCAGAUGCCUAUAAAGGCCUUGGGAUGGGAAUGAGCUCGGUAGGGGUCAGGGGACCCACAAAGGCUAGCAUGCGUGACUGGGGAGUGAUGAGGGAGGAGCCAGGUGGGAGCGACAACAUGGGAGAGGCCUCAGGCUCGGCCAGGCCUGAGGC